CCAAGAACACUUCAGAAAACAAUGCACUGAAGCUUCCAUCAUGAGAGAGCAAGGGGUUCUUCACCUUGAGAAUGCUUCUCAACCAGGGAGGUCCCAGUGGGUUCUUGAUUCUCCCAAUCCACCCCCUCUAUGGAAGAAGCUAUUCAAUUCAGUCAAGAAAACCAUUCUGCCUCAUGGUAACAACAGGUUCUGUUUUUCAUCCAAGAACAGAACUUUCUGGGGACAUGCACUCUCACUCUUGCAGAGUUUGUUCCCAAUCCUUACCUGGAUAAGAGAUUACACAUUCUCAAAGUUUAAAGAUGAUCUGCUUGCUGGUUUAACUCUUGCAAGCCUUUGCAUUCCUCAGAGCAUAGGAUAUGCUCAUUUAGCACAAGUUGAUCCUGAAUAUGGCCUGUAUACAAGUAUUGUUCCUCCUCUUAUAUAUCCUCUGAUGGGGAGUUCAAGAGAAAUUGCAAUUGGACCUGCAGCUGUAGUCUCCAUGCUGUUAUCUUCUCUGGUCCAGAAAGUGGAAGAUCCUAUUGCAAAUCCUGAAGCCUAUAGAAAUCUAAUCUUCACUGUGACCUUCUUCUCUGGAAUUUUUCAAGCUGCAUUUGGCAUUUUCAGGUUGGGUUUUCUUGUGGAUUUUCUUUCACAUGCUGCACUUGUUGGAUUCAUGGCUGGUGCAGCCAUCAUUAUUGGCCUUCAGCAGCUGAAGGGGCUUCUGGGGAUUACUCACUUCACCACCAAAACAGAUGUAGUUUUAGUUUUAGUAUCUGUUUAUAAAUCACUGCAUCAUCAAAUUACUUCUGGAGAAAAAUGGAGCCCUCUGAAUUUUGUCCUGGGGUGUUCAUUCCUGAUUUUCCUUCUAGCAACUCGUUUUAUUGGUAGAAGAAAUAAAAAGCUUUUCUGGUUGCCUGCUCUUUCUCCUCUUGUAUCAGUGAUCCUAUCAACUUUAAUUGUGUACUUGUCUAAAGCUGAUAAGAUUGGGGUUAAUAUACUAAAGCAUGUCAAAGGAGGAUUAAAUCCAAGUUCAGUUCACCAAUUGCAAUUUCAUGAUCAAAAUGUUGGACAAGCAGCUAAAAUUGGAUUGAUUUGUGCAAUUAUUGGACUCACUGAAGCAAUUGCUGUUGGUCGAUCUUUUGCUUCCAUCAAAGGGUACCAUCUUGAUGGGAACAAAGAAAUGUUAUCAAUGGGAGUCACGAACAUUGCAGGAUCAUUAACUUCAUGCUAUGUGGCGACUGGUUCAUUUUCAAGGACAGCUGUGAAUUUCAGUGCAGGGUGUCAAACAGGAGUGUCAAAUAUUGUGAUGGCCAUAACAGUGGUUCUAUUCUUAAAACUGUUUUCAAGGCUAUUAUACUACACCCCUGUGGCUAUCCUUGCUUCUGUGAUCCUCUCUGCACUUCCUGGAUUAAUUAACAUACAUGAGGCUUGUUAUAUCUGGAAGGUUGACAAAUUAGACUUUCUUGCCUGCAUUGGUGCUUUCCUUGGCAUCUUGUUUGCAUCUGUGGAAGUUGGUCUUCUUGUUGCUGUGUUUAUCUCAUUUGCAAAGAUACUAAUUCAAUCAAUUCGACCUGGAGUAGAAGUUCUUGGUAGAGUUCCAAGAACAGAAGCCUUUUGUGAUGUUAUGCAAUAUCCUAUGGCCAUAAGCACUCCAGGCAUCAUAGUGAUUCGCAUAAGCUCUGGCUCACUCUGCUUUGCAAAUGCCAAUUUUGUCAAAGAAAGAAUCUUGAAGUCUGUCAAGGAAGAAGGAGAUCAUGACCUUCAAGGAACCACAAAGGGAAAGACCAGAGGAGUAAUUCUGGACAUGACAAACCUGAUGAAUGUUGACACUUCUGGAAUUCUAGUUCUUGAGGAACUUCACAAGAGGUUGAUUUCACGUGGCGUAGAAUUAGCUAUGGUCAACCCCAGGUGGCAAGUGAUUCACAAGCUUAAGGUUGCACAUUUUGUGGACAAACUUGGAAAAGAAUGGGUUUUCCUUACUGUUGGAGAAGCUGUAGAUGCAAUAACUUCUAAAAUUGUCAGUGCUUGAUUUGAUACUGGGUGUCUGUAUACUUUUGAAAGGUUAAUGCAUAAUUGCAUAUCUAAGCAGGGACUCAUACAGGAGUAUUGUAGACUUCCUUAUUAUUAUAAUAUCUCAAAUUUUGGCA
Molecule: messenger RNA, 2126 nt
Organism: Lotus japonicus
Lineage: Eukaryota; Viridiplantae; Streptophyta; Magnoliopsida; Fabales; Fabaceae
Product: low affinity sulfate transporter 3-like
Exons: 12
Coding region: 41-2008 (655 amino acids)
Biological process (GO): transmembrane transport
Cellular component (GO): membrane
Molecular function (GO): secondary active sulfate transmembrane transporter activity
Source: RefSeq, a predicted model, not a curated record